GAUGGGCAGCACUAUCAGCCAAUUGGAGUGUGUGGUUUAUAAUUUAACCAAUUACAGGAGAGUAGGCGGGGGAUAUUUUGUAGUAUCGCGCUAUCAUACAUGUUCCGGGUGUGCGGACGUUGCUGAUCAUUUCCUGCACUGUUGCAUGGUGGUCGAACAGGAGGAAUUGUUGGAAAUUUUUUCGGAGCAGCUGAAGCAUGCUCUUGGCUCAGAUAAACCGGGACUCCCAGGGAAUGUCAGAGCGGUGACAGUGACAGAUGGUGAUCAGAUGGACAGCAUGGACACAGUCAGCCUGCAGGCUGUCACUCUCGCAGAUGGUUCCACGGCAUACAUCCAGCAUGAUACCAAAGCCUCCUUUUCAGAUGGGCAGAUCAUGGAUGGGCAGGUGAUCCAGCUGGAGGACGGCUCGGCCGCCUAUGUUCAGCAUGUGUCCAUGCCCAAAGCAGGGGGGGACAGUCUACAGCUGGAAGACGGGCAGGCUGUUCAAUUAGAGGACGGAACUACUGCAUACAUUCACACACCCAAAGAUGCAUAUGACCAGGGUGGUUUGCAAGAGGUCCAGCUGGAGGACGGCAGCACGGCCUACAUCCAGCACACGGUGCACAUGCCUCAGUCCAACACCAUCCUGGCCAUCCAGGCUGACGGCACCAUCGCCGACCUGCAGGCCGACGCCACGGCCAUCGACCCCGAAACCAUCAGUGUGUUAGAACAGUACAGCACAAAGGUGGAGAAUGUUGAAAACUCGCUGAGCCCGUUUGGCCGAGUGGAUGCAGACAGCGGGGUCCAAAUGCGGAUUGUGUUACAGGGUCAAGACAACAGGCCUCCGCGAGUGUCCAAUGUGGGAGAAAAGUCCUUCCGCUGUGAAUAUGAAGGCUGUGGAAAACUUUACACCACUGCCCACCAUCUGAAGGUGCACGAGCGCUCCCACACCGGAGAUAAACCCUACAUCUGUGAAUAUCGCGGCUGUGGGAAGAAAUUUGCUACAGGGUAUGGACUUAAGAGCCACUCACGCACACACACGGGAGAGAAGCCAUACAGAUGUCAGGAAAUGAACUGCUGCAAGUCCUUUAAAACCUCUGGGGAUCUUCAAAAGCACACAAGGACUCAUACAGGAGAGAAGCCCUUUAAGUGCCCGGUGGAGGGCUGCGGCCGGUCAUUCACCACCUCCAACAUCCGCAAAGUCCACAUCCGGACUCACACAGGAGAGCGGCCAUACUACUGCUCCGAGCCCAGCUGUGGCCGCUCGUUUGCCAGCGCGACCAACUACAAGAACCACAUGAGGAUUCACACCGGAGAGAAGCCGUACGUGUGCACCGUGCCUGGCUGUGAAAAGCGCUUCACAGAGUACUCCAGCCUUUACAAACACCACGUUGUCCACACGCCCUGCAAGCCUUACAACUGCAACCACUGUGGGAAGACCUACAAGCAGAUCUCCACGCUGGCCAUGCACAAGCGCACCGCGCACAACGACACCGAGCCCAUCGAGGAGGAGCAGGAGGCCUACUUUGAACCUCCCGCAGAUGCCAUUGACGAUCCGAAUGUCAGCUACUCGUCCACCGUGGUGGACGCAGACGACUCGGGCUCAGAGCAGAUGCCAGUGGAGGCCUCUGACAUAGUGGGUCCGCAGCAUGUGGCCUUGGUCACUCAGGAGGACGGAACACAACAGCAGGUCAGCAUCUCUGAAGCAGACCUACAAGCUAUGGGUGGUACCAUCACCAUGGUGACCCAAGAAGGCACAACCAUAACCAUCCCAGCUCAUGAACUGGCAGCACAAGGUGCUCACUCUGUUACCAUGGUAGCAACAGAUGGGUCAGAUGAACAGGUGGCCAUCAUGACGCCUGACAUGGCCUCAUUUCAAACUGUGGAGGAGGCAAACUACAGCCAGGAGCAGGAAGAUAUCCAUCCUGUCACGUUACUGGCCACGUCCAACGGCACCCACAUCGCCGUGCAGCUUAGUGAUCAGCCUUCGCUGGAGGAAGCCAUAAGAAUAGCAUCAAGAAUACAGCAAGGAGACACGCCGGGCUUGGAUGAUUGACGGAAUCAUUUUGGACGAUGAUUUAGGAUCAAGACCUUUUCAAAUGAACUUAAAUUAAUGGGAGAAAUCAUGAGUCUUCCUCCUUCUGUUUUCCACAAGUGAACGUAGCUUUUAUGUGUACAUAGGUUUUUGAUAACUGGACUUGUGCUAUGAUAUUUUGUCCCUCAUUCCAAAAAAAAAAGAAAAAUAGUGAAGGAAGGGGGGAAUGCUUUGUAAUGUUUAUGGUGCACAAUGCACAGUGCAGUGUACAGUUAAUGCUAUUUCUAAUUAAAAUAAGAAAAGUGAUUGUGAUUAUUAUUCCCUGUAAAUUCCUGUUUUUCUGGGUUUAAUUCCUGUAUUUAGGCAUUCAUUUCCUCUAUUCUGGGGGUUUAAAUACUUAAAACACCUUUGCUCAGCUGUUCAGGGGAAGAAUUGCACAACAAACUUGUAACUUGAUUAUUCCUGAUAAGUCACAAAUGACUUAGAGGAAAAAAGAAUAUGACUAAGGAUGAUAUAAUACCUGAGUACUACACGUACCCUGUGUAGAACAGAAACACCUGACAAGGGAUGACAUAGACUCAUGACUCAGUUUAGGAAUUUUCCACCUGUCACCUCUGCCCUCGGUACUGUACAACUACUGUUUGGGUGUUUGCAACACAAAAUAUUGACACGUUGUGUCUUCAAGGUAGUGGCCAUAUAUUGAGUAUAUCAAUAAUCUGAAUGGAUAUUUUGCCAAGUCCUUACAAUUUCAAUACUUCUGCAAAAUAUGUAUUGGU
Molecule: messenger RNA, 2790 nt
Organism: Menidia menidia (Atlantic silverside)
Lineage: Eukaryota; Metazoa; Chordata; Actinopteri; Atheriniformes; Atherinopsidae
Source: the annotation of a GenBank genome assembly